Talaromyces proteolyticus is the source of this 821-nucleotide messenger RNA. RefSeq lists its product as uncharacterized. The transcript has a single exon. The record is from RefSeq and is a predicted model, not a curated record. Bases 153 to 569 code for a protein of 138 amino acids. Lineage: Eukaryota; Fungi; Ascomycota; Eurotiomycetes; Eurotiales; Trichocomaceae.
GCUAUCGAUCAACGGCUCGGUAGUGAGAGUGUUUCGCGGCGUUCAACAUGGCAAGACUUGCUGCGAGCAUGUCAGCAUGGAGACAAACAAGACAGCUACCAACGCUUUCGAAUGCCUAAUAUCAUACAUGACCAAAACCGAGACAAAAAGACAUGAUAUGGACAGUGGUUGAACUGGCUGGAGGGCGGCGGGUGCUGGCCUUACCACUUCCGGGUUGCCCCUUCUUCUUAUUCUUCUUCUUCUUUUGCUGGCUCCACUCUUUCUCGUCUGGUCCGCGACUUCAUCUGUUCUUCAACUGCUUGAUGAAGCCCCCGAUGUCGCUGCCACUACCUUGGCUGUUCUGGCUAUGUGGCUGGGGCGGUAUAUCAGAGGAAAUUGCUAGAUUGGUAGGGGCAUGGUGGUCUUCUGCUCUGGUUGGUCGGCGAGCGAGUGGUCCAGCGUAUUUUUCAGACCGAACCUCGCCCCGUUUAGAGUAUCAAUCAUCAAUCGUAUCCAUGCCAGCCCUACUUUCAUGCCAACAAUGUCGUGGCAUCCAGCCCUGUUGCUUGUUAAUUCAUCUGACAAGGUAACUUGCGAGGCACCGUGCAAAAUUUGCUGACUCUCCAGGUGUGUUGUAUCGUGUCCUGUCGUUCCUUACGUUCGCGAUUACUGGCCGUACCAGUCUGCAAUCUCAAGUGCGAUGCAUCGUGCCUGCCAGCCAUAUUGACAGGAGAAGUGCAUUCACCAUUAUUCAAUGCCAUUGGAGGAUAUACAUAAUGCUGAGCGCUACAUAUACACAGGGCGAAAGUUGGCACUAGUGAUGCUGAAGACUUCGGCCAAGA